This is a messenger RNA of Zasmidium cellare ATCC 36951, 1353 nucleotides long. RefSeq lists its product as uncharacterized. NCBI's taxonomy places the organism in Eukaryota, Fungi, Ascomycota, Dothideomycetes, Mycosphaerellales, Mycosphaerellaceae. Gene Ontology annotation, cellular component: nucleolus; small-subunit processome. The coding region runs from base 1 to 1353 and encodes 450 amino acids. The record is from RefSeq and is a predicted model, not a curated record. Gene Ontology annotation, biological process: maturation of SSU-rRNA from tricistronic rRNA transcript (SSU-rRNA, 5.8S rRNA, LSU-rRNA). Gene Ontology annotation, molecular function: protein binding. The transcript has a single exon.
AUGAAGAUCAAAGCACUUACUCGCUCGGCGAGUUCGAUACAGACACCUGGUGCCAGCGAUGGCUCGGCGCGACAGCCCCGAAAUCUCGACCCUGCCCUCCAUCCAUUCGAACGAGCGAGAGAAUACACACGAGCUCUAAAUGCCACAAAGCUAGAGCGCAUGUUCGCUGCGCCUUUUGUCGCACAGCUCGGAAGAGGCCAUGUUGAUGGAGUGUAUACUCUAGGAAGAGAUCCACAGUCGUUGGACAGAUUUGCAAGUGGCAGCGGCGAUGGUGUAUUGAAGGUGUGGGAUCUUCCUAGCAGAGAUGAAGUAUGGCAGACGCAGGCGCAUGAGAACUUGGUGAAGGGAAUGUGCUGGACUCAGGAUCGCAAGUUGCUCAGCUGCGGAACAGACCGAACGGUCAAGAUGUAUGAUCCUUACAACACGCCUUCGAAGAGUCCACCCACUGCAACAUGGCUCGGAACGAACUCCUUCACAGCGCUGUCGCUGCAUCGCUCAGAACCGGCUUUUGCUGCGGCGUCGUCUUCAAGCAUCCAACUCUACGACAUGUCCAGACCUUCGACCACACCUACGCAGACACUCGCAUGGCCCACCAGUAUCGACACCAUCACAGCGCUUGCGUUCAACCAGUCUGAGACUUCUUUGCUGGCUUCUUGUGCAAGCGAUCGGUCUCUCGUUCUUUACGAUCUCAGGACAAGCUCUCCACUGCACCGCAGCAUCCUUACUAUGUCGAGCAACAGCAUUGCCUGGAAUCCGAUGGAACCCUUCAACUUCGCCGUGGCGAAUGAAGACCACAACAUCUAUAUGUUCGACAGCCGAAACCUAAGCCGAGCUCUGAACGUCCUCAAAGACCAUGUGUCUGCGGUCAUGGACGUUGAUUUCAGCCCGACCGGUCAGGAGCUGGUGUCUGCAUCCUACGAUCGUACGCUCCGGCUCUGGACACCGCAAAAGUCUGGGCACAGCCGAGACGUCUACCACACCAAGCGCAUGCAACGCAUCUUCUCGUGCACGUUCAGUGGCGAUUCUAGCUACGUCUUGUCGGGGUCGGACGACGGCAAUGUCAGGUUGUGGCGAUCGAAUGCCAGUGAGCGUAGCGGCGUCAGGUCGGCACGAGAGCGACAAAAGCUCGAAUACGAUGAGGCGCUAAAGGAGAGGUGGAAGCACAUGCCGGAAAUCCGCCGCAUCGGCAGGCACAGGCACGUGCCAAAGGUUGUUAAGAAAGCGGGCGAGAUCAAGCAGGAUGAGCUGAAGAGCAUCAAGAGGAGAGAAGAGAACGAGAGGAAGCAUUCAAGGAAAGGUCAGAAAAAGAGGAGGAGUGAGCGAGAGAAGAUGGUCCUCACUACAGAGCAAUAA